Melospiza melodia melodia is the source of this 3945-nucleotide messenger RNA. RefSeq names its product ubiquitin specific peptidase 7 (gene USP7). The coding region runs from base 78 to 3422 and encodes 1114 amino acids. Gene Ontology annotation, biological process: protein deubiquitination; regulation of protein stability. Gene Ontology annotation, cellular component: cytosol; nucleus. The transcript is spliced from 32 exons. Gene Ontology annotation, molecular function: cysteine-type deubiquitinase activity; protein binding. NCBI's taxonomy places the organism in Eukaryota, Metazoa, Chordata, Aves, Passeriformes, Passerellidae. The record is from RefSeq and is a predicted model, not a curated record.
CUCCCGACACAGGCCCGCAGCCCCCCGCGGGAAAGGCCCAGCCCGCCGCCGCCACCGAGCCCCAGCCCCUGCCCGACAUGAACCACCAUCAGCAGCAGCAGCAGCACCAGAAGCCCGGGGAGCAGCAGCUGAGCGAGCCCGAGGACAUGGAGAUGGAAGCUGGAGAUACAGAUGAUCCUCCAAGAAUUACUCAAAAUCCUGUCAUUAAUGGGAAUGUAGCAAUGGCUGACGGACAUAACAACACUGAGGAAGACAUGGAAGAUGGUGGCAGCUGUGAUCUGGUUUUGUCUUUGUGUGAUACCAGCUGGCGAUCAGAAGCCACGUUUCAGUUUACAGUGGAACGCUUCAACAGGUUGAGUGAGUCAGUGCUCAGCCCGCCGUGCUUCGUUCGCAAUUUGCCGUGGAAGAUCAUGGUGAUGCCUCGGCUCUACCCCGACAGACCUCACCAGAAGAGUGUAGGAUUCUUCCUUCAGUGCAAUGCUGAGUCUGAUUCCACGUCAUGGUCCUGUCAUGCACAAGCAGUUCUCAAGAUAAUAAACUACAAGGAUGAUGAAAAAUCAUUCAGUCGUCGUAUUAGUCACUUGUUCUUUCACAAGGAGAAUGACUGGGGCUUUUCUAACUUCAUGGCCUGGAGUGAAGUUACUGAUCCUGAAAAAGGCUUUAUAGAAGAGGACAAAGUUACUUUUGAAGUCUAUGUUCAAGCAGAUGCUCCACAUGGAGUAGCGUGGGAUUCAAAGAAGCACACAGGAUAUGUUGGCUUAAAGAACCAGGGAGCAACUUGUUACAUGAACAGUUUGUUACAGACUUUAUUUUUCACAAAUCAGCUACGAAAGGCUGUGUACAUGAUGCCCACAGAAGGAGAUGAUUCAUCCAAAAGUGUUCCUUUAGCAUUGCAAAGAGUGUUUUAUGAGCUGCAACAUAGUGACAAACCAGUUGGAACUAAAAAGCUAACAAAAUCAUUUGGGUGGGAAACUUUAGACAGCUUCAUGCAACAUGAUGUCCAGGAAUUAUGUCGAGUGCUGCUUGAUAAUGUGGAAAAUAAAAUGAAAGGCACAUGUGUAGAAGGCACUAUCCCUAAAUUGUUCAGAGGGAAGAUGGUGUCUUAUAUCCAAUGCAAGCACGUGGACUAUCGGUCUGAACGAAUAGAAGAUUAUUAUGACAUCCAGCUAAGUAUAAAGGGAAAGAAAAACAUUUUUGAGUCCUUCAUUGACUACGUUGCAGUGGAGCAGUUGGAUGGUGAUAACAAGUAUGAUGCAGGAGAACAUGGCUUGCAGGAGGCAGAGAAAGGUGUGAAGUUCCUAACACUGCCACCAGUAUUACACCUACAGCUCAUGAGGUUUAUGUAUGAUCCUCAGACUGACCAAAACAUCAAGAUAAAUGAUAGGUUUGAAUUUCCUGAACAGUUGCCACUAGAUGAAUUUUUGCAAAAAACAGAUCCUAAAGAUCCUGCAAAUUACAUUCUCCAUGCAGUUCUAGUACACAGUGGAGACAACCAUGGUGGACAUUAUGUUGUUUACUUAAAUCCAAAGGGCGAUGGCAAAUGGUGUAAAUUCGAUGACGACGUUGUGUCGAGGUGCACGAAGGAGGAGGCGAUCGAGCACAACUACGGCGGCCACGACGACGACCUGUCCGUGCGGCACUGCACCAACGCCUACAUGCUGGUCUACAUCAGGGAGUCCAAGCUCAGUGAAGUUUUGCAGCCUGUAACCGACCAUGAUAUUCCUCAACAACUUGUAGAAAGGCUACAAGAAGAGAAGAGGAUAGAAGCUCAGAAGAGGAAGGAGAGGCAGGAAGCUCACCUCUAUAUGCAAGUGCAGAUAGUGGCAGAGGAUCAGUUCUGUGGUCACCAAGGCAAUGAUAUGUAUGAUGAAGAAAAAGUGAAAUACACUGUUUUCAAAGUAUUAAAAAACUCCACACUUACAGAAUUUGUUCAAAACCUCUCUCAAACAAUGGGAUUUCCCCAGGAUCAAAUCAGAUUAUGGCCAAUGCAAGCUAGAAGUAAUGGAACAAAAAGACCUGCAAUGUUAGAUAAUGAAGCAGAUGGCAAUAAAACGAUGAUUGAGCUCAGUGACAAUGAGAAUCCAUGGACAAUAUUUUUGGAAACAGUAGAUCCAGAGAUGGCUGCUACUGGAGCAACAUUACCCAAAUUUGAUAAAGAUCAUGAUGUAAUGUUGUUUUUGAAGAUGUAUGAUCCGAAAACUAGGAGUUUGAAUUAUUGUGGACAUAUCUACACCCCUAUAUCCUGUAAAAUACGUGACUUGCUUCCAGUUAUGUGUGAGAGAGCAGGAUUUCCACAAGAAACUAACCUUAUCCUCUAUGAGGAAGUUAAACCCAAUUUAACAGAAAGGAUUCAAGACUAUGAUGUAUCUCUUGAUAAAGCUCUCGAUGAACUCAUGGAUGGUGACAUCAUAGUGUUUCAGAAGGAUGACCCAGAAAACGAUAACAGCGAGCUCCCCACAGCUAAGGAAUACUUCAGAGACCUCUAUCACCGUGUGGAUGUCAUUUUCUGUGACAAAACCAUCCCCAAUGACCCAGGCUUUGUUGUUACUUUAUCCAAUAGGAUGAAUUACUUUCAGGUUGCAAAGACAGUCGCUCAGAGACUUAACACGGAUCCAAUGCUAUUACAAUUUUUCAAGUCCCAAGGUUAUAGGGAUGGCCCUGGUAAUCCUCUUAGACAUAAUUAUGAAGGUACUUUAAGAGAUCUUCUGCAGUUCUUCAAGCCUAGGCAACCGAAAAAACUCUACUAUCAACAGCUCAAAAUGAAGAUAACUGAUUUUGAAAACAGAAGAAGUUUUAAGUGCAUAUGGCUAAAUAGCCAGUUUAGGGAAGAGGAAAUAACAGUAUAUCCAGAUAAGCAUGGGUGUGUGCGGGACCUGUUAGAAGAAUGUAAAAAAGUUGUAGAACUCUCUGAAAAAGGUUCAGGGAAAUUAAGGCUGCUAGAAAUUGUAAGUUACAAAAUAAUUGGUGUCCAUCAGGAGGAUGAGCUGUUGGAGUGUUUGUCACCUGCAACAAGUCGAACGUUUCGAAUAGAGGAAAUUCCUCUGGACCAGGUAGAUAUAGAUAAAGAAAAUGAGAUGCUAAUCACAGUGGCACAUUUCCACAAAGAGGUUUUUGGAACAUUUGGAAUUCCAUUCUUGCUGAGGAUACACCAGGGUGAACACUUCAGAGAGGUUAUGAAGCGAAUUCAGACAAUGCUGGACAUACAAGAAAAAGAAUUUGAGAAGUUUAAAUUUGCCAUUGUAAUGAUGGGCCGACACCAGUAUCUCAACGAAGAUGAGUAUGAAGUGAACUUGAAAGAUUUUGAGUCCCAACCUGGCAACAUGUCUCAUCCAAGGCCAUGGCUAGGGCUUGACCAUUUCAAUAAAGCCCCAAAGAGAAGUCGCUACACUUACCUUGAAAAAGCUAUUAAAAUCCAUAACUGACUUACUUAACCAGAUUGUCAAGGCAAGGGACAAAAAUAAGUGUGUGUGUGCACCUUUUUAACAACUGUAGGACUUUGGUACACGUGCACUAUAUCUGAAGUCUUCAGCAAGAGGAUUUGCUGCUGAUGUUAAUUUUAUUUUGUUGAGGCUGUUCAGUUUGGCUUCUCUGUAUCUAUUGACUGCCCUUUUUGAGCAAAAUGAAGGUGUUUUUAUAAAAGCUUGGAUGCCAAUGAGAGUUAUUUUAUGGUAAACGUAAUGCAAGGCAAUUGUCAGCAUAAUGAGGGAAGAGUUUAGUAGAACAGUUGACAUUGGCAAAAUUAUUUGUCUGUAGUACGUUUAUAGAUGGCAUAAGCUGACUGGCUGCCCUUCCCAUGUGGUGUUCACCAUCACUGCAGCUAGUAAGUCUUAUGUUUAGACUCACAUCAGAUUUAUUUCCUUCAGUUAUACUUUAAAUGACAUUUUUGUGCAUUUGUAAAUGCAAAAGAAAAACUCACAUCAUCAAUAAAUAGCAAUCUCUACUUUA